Molecule: messenger RNA, 3776 nt
Organism: Alosa sapidissima (American shad)
Lineage: Eukaryota; Metazoa; Chordata; Actinopteri; Clupeiformes; Clupeidae
Product: kinesin-like protein KIF19
Biological process (GO): microtubule-based movement
Molecular function (GO): ATP binding; microtubule motor activity; microtubule binding
Source: RefSeq, a predicted model, not a curated record
CCGGACACGAUGAACUCGCGGCCCACGGCUAUUCAUUUUGUUAAGUAAAGCAAGCCAUAGAUCGGACGCAUUGUAAUGAGUUAAAGCAGACAUGAAGGACCUGCCAGUGGAAUCAAAAGAUCACCAACUUACGGUGGCUCUACGGAUCCGUCCGCUAAAUGAAGCUGAGAUUGAGGAGGGGGCAACGGUGGUAGCCCAGCGCGUGGAUGACCAGAUGGUGGUUCUCAUGGACCCAUUUGAGGACACUGAGAAUCACCUGCGGGCCAACCGCUCCAGGGAGAAGACCUACAUGUUUGAUGUGGCCUUUGGCCAGCAAGCCCAGCAGGAAGAGGUUUAUCUUGCCACCACUAAGAGCCUGAUUGAGGGGGUGAUCGCCGGGUACAACGCCACUGUCUUUGCCUAUGGACCCACAGGUGCGGGGAAGACGUACACCAUGCUGGGCGUGGACUCAGAGCCGGGCAUCUACGUGCGCACCCUCAACGACCUCUUCAAGGCCAUCGAAGCGGGCAAGGAGGACAUGGACUGCAGCGUCUACAUGUCCUACCUGGAGAUUUACAACGAGAUGAUCCGAGACCUGCUGAAUCCGUCGUCGGGUUAUCUUGACUUGCGGGAGGACGCUAAGGGCGAGAUCCGCAUCGCCGGGAUCACCGAGUUCUCCACCAGCAACGCCAGAGAGAUUAUGGCCCUGCUGACCAAAGGCAACAAGCAACGGACACAAGAGCCUACUGCAGCUAACAAGACCUCAUCCAGAUCACAUGCUAUACUGCAGGUGACGGUCAAGCAGAAGAGCAGAGUGAAGAACAUCAAUGAGGAGGUCAGGAUGGGCAAACUCUUCAUGGUGGACCUGGCCGGGACUGAGAGGGCCUCACAGACCCAGAACAGGGGGAAGCGGAUGAAGGAGGGUGCCCAUAUUAACCGUUCCCUGCUGGCACUGGCCAACUGCAUCAACGCGCUGAGCGAGAGGGCCGGACGCGGCGCCCAGUUCGUCAACUACCGGGACAGCAAGCUCACCCGCCUGCUCAAGGAUGCUCUGGGUGGGAACAGCCGCACGGUGAUGAUCGCACACAUCAGUCCAGCCAGCACCAACUUUGAGGAGUCCAGAAACACACUCAUGUACGCAGACAAGGCCAAGAACAUCAAAACCAAGGUGAAGCGGAACCUGUUCAACGUGUCGUAUCACCUGGCGCAGUACACCAACAUCAUCGCCGAGCUGCGCAAAGAGAUCGAGAGGCUCCGCGCCAAGAUCGACGAGCAGGGCCACGAACAGAAGAAGGGCGAGAAAGCUGACAUCCGGGACGUGCAGGCUGAGGUGCAGGAGUACAGCCGUAGAGAGAUGGGCCACCUGCGUGAGCAGCUCCUGUCGGCCUUCAGAGAGCAGAUGGAGAUCAGACGCAGCCUCAUGGAGCUGGACAACUGCAGCAUGGAGCUGCACAUAGACACCAGCAGACACCUAGCCACCAUCUCAGACUGGGAGCGUGAGCGGGGCAAACGCGACCGAGGGAAGGACGAGGAAGAGGACGAGGAAGAAGACGAUGGGGGAGAGGAGGAGGAGGAGAGCGGAGGAGAAGAGCUAGUCGAGCCUCAGGACGUCACCCGCGCGCGCGAGGAGCUCGGGCCACUGCUGGCCGAACAGAGGAAGACCAUGUCCCUGAAGUUGGAGUUGGAGGAGAAGCUUGCCUCCAUGAAGCAGAAGUCGGGUCAUCUGGAGGAGCAGCUCCCGCAGCGCGUGGCCAACGCUGACCAGCGUGAGCUGCUGUCCCUGCUGUGCCAGACGCACGAGCUGGAGCUGGACAACACGGAGCUGCAGGCGGCCGCGCUGCGCCGACAGCAUGCGCUCCGCCCUCGCGACUUCCUGCUGCAGCGGCACGAGCAGCGCAGGCACCUCGCCGACGACAUCAUCCACCAGCAGCGCACCGUCAUCCAGGAUCACGGGCUGGUGGUGCCUGCAGAGCUGCAGCAGCUGUACUCUCUCUACCUGAGUGAGCUCAACGAGGGGGGCAUGGACCAGCUCCUCAACCUGCUCACCAUCACCUCCACCAGCGUCACGAACGACUCCAUCCUGGCCGUUGCUAAGCAGCUAAAGCUGGACGAGCUGGUCUCAGAGAUCCUCCAUGUCCACCACACCAACGCUGACCUUUCACCUCAUGCUGACAACACGAAGGGAACCGUAGCCGGGGCCAGUCACCAUGCCGCCACCGCCUCCUCCUCAUCAGGCCCUGACAACGACAGCAGUGACAGUAACCGAGUGUUCAGAUCCACCACUAAACCACGCGGCCCACGUCGCCGGCCAGUCUCGUCCAGCCCCCCGCCCGUGACACAGCCCACAGGAGGUAAGGUGGUGAGUGCAGUGAGUGCUGAUACUCUGCGGGAGAUCGCCAGUGACACCAAGAGCAUCUCAGUCAUUGCUGCCCGGAGGAGGUCACGCAUAAAGGCCAGCAGCAAUAGAGAGAGGAGUCGGUCCCUGGAGCGCGGCCUGGGCGCUGUCACUGGUGCCACAAUCGUCCCCAACGUCCAGCCACCUACAGCCGAGCCACACCGCGCCUCCGCUGCCACCAACACCACCACCACCACAACAACAACAACAACAACCACAACAAACGUCCCCAAGACUCCCUCCUUCUCCACAGCAACCAUAACCAAGGCAACGGGCUCGGCGCUGGCUGCGGUGGCCAGGCGAGGCCUGCGUGCGGCGGGGAGCGUGGACAGCCUGUCGGUCAGCACGCCCGAGGAGGAGCCCGGCACGGCGGAGAGUGGGCGGAGGAGGCCGACUGGCACCGGACACACCGGCCCCCGGAGGGAGCCGCAGAGACCGGAGCGUCGGAACGAGUCUCCGGAGAGGCAGCAGACACGACGUCGCCGCUCCAAGUCCUUCGACGUUAACGGCAAACGGAAAGCCAAGGUGGCCCCGUCCAAGAACCCUGUGUUGGAGAGCGUCUCUGAUAACCGCCUGGUGCGUCCCUCGCAGGCCACCGUCCAGCCCCUGCUCAGCAGCGCCGGGAACCCCGCCACUCCCCCUACAGCCAAGGUCAAACACCCCGUCUCCUAUCACACAAGAGAGAGUCCACUUCAGAAGCUGGAGAUCAGAGGCACUCCCCCCAGCACUGUCCACCAGAGGAACCAAGAGGGAAGGGUUGGACCGACGCUGCACAGACGUAUAAGGGCAGGUACCAUGGAGACCCCUGGCUCCAACCACCUCCUCCUGCAGCCUGGCAACCACAAGAAGAGCAGCAAUGGCGCCGGCAACGCCCGGCACAAGGCCAGCCAUGACGUCACCAGCAAACGCACAGACAACCACCUAAAGAAGGCGGCUCCAUGACUACCAUAGAAAAUCUUAAACCUUGUUAAAGCCACUGCGGUCCUGUGCUUUUAAAAGAUCCAGUUAGAGAGGUGAAGCACACAAGACAAUGUAACUGCUGUUUGUAGAGGAAGCUGUGUGAAUUCGUAUUUGAUUUUAUUUCAUUUAAUGUUGUAUGAAAAAGUCUUCCCUUUUCCUUCGUUUAACAUCAAAGUGUGUUCAUGAGUCUGUAUUAGGUUUCUUAUGACCCUCAAAUCCUAAUCCUGUAUUAGAUAGACAUACACUGUCAGUUAUGUAAUUAGCCUUACUGUGUUGAUUACCAUUAGUGAUAUAGACAGUGAAUAUUAAGGCUUAGUGUUACUAUUUUAGGCCUACCCAGUGACUGAACAAACAAAAAACAACUACAUUCUCUUCAUUUCUGUGCUCGUCGUGUUUUUGUACGUUUGUAAAUAAUAAAAAAAAAUCUAUGUUUGUAAAAUAA